This is a messenger RNA of Paramecium pentaurelia, 480 nucleotides long. NCBI's taxonomy places the organism in Eukaryota, Ciliophora, Oligohymenophorea, Peniculida, Parameciidae. The record is from the annotation of a GenBank genome assembly.
AUGUUAUUAAUAUGGUUGAUGCAUUUUGAUUAUAGAUGGUGUUGGAGAAAAAGCCUUCCCUUUUUUGAUUAUUUUUGGAUUUUGACUGCCACUAUAAAAUUUUUGCAAUUAAUUCAAUCUGAAAAUUAAUAUAGGAACAUUCUAUUAAUAAUUUAAGCGGUUCUUGCAAUAAAAAUAUACCUUGCAAUAAUGAGAAAGAAAAAUGAGAAAAAUAUUGAAUAAUAUAAAAAACGAGUUGAUGUAACAACAGAGAUGACAUAUUGGGUUUAAAAAAAAGUACUUAAGACAAUGAGUGGAUAAAUUGCAUUAUUGUUUUCAUUGUUAGAUAUUUUUUGGAUAUUUUAGGAUCUUUUUGCAUUUAUUACAAUUGUGCCUGUUGUUAUAACUUUAGUAGGGUUUAUUGUAAUAAAAUUAUCAGCACUUGUUUUGAGUUGGGCAUAUCCAGAAUUGUAUAUUAAAAUAAAUAGAAAAUUGAAUUGA